This is a messenger RNA of Clarias gariepinus (North African catfish), 4399 nucleotides long. Its product is annotated as myosin-2-like. The transcript has 27 exons. Gene Ontology annotation, biological process: regulation of transcription by RNA polymerase II. Gene Ontology annotation, molecular function: RNA polymerase II cis-regulatory region sequence-specific DNA binding; DNA-binding transcription factor activity, RNA polymerase II-specific. The record is from RefSeq and is a predicted model, not a curated record. NCBI's taxonomy places the organism in Eukaryota, Metazoa, Chordata, Actinopteri, Siluriformes, Clariidae. The coding region runs from base 2 to 3100 and encodes 1032 amino acids.
UAUGGCUGCAGAGACCACUGCUCAGAUGGAAGCUGAGAAAUCCGAGUUGGCAGACCAAGUGGGGACACUGCAGGACACAGUGCGGGACCUGAGGAAAGGGCUGGGUCAGGCUCAGGCUGAAUGCGAUGAGCUAAAAAACGCAUGUGCACAAAAGCGAGAAGCUCAAGUUCAGACGGAGAAUGAUGAGCUGAAGGAGAAGUUAAAACUCUCUGAAGCUUUAUUAAUCGAGUAUGAGCGAGAUCGAGAGGCUUGGAACCUCCUGCAGGUUGAGUAUGAGGAGAUGAAGGAGACUCUGAUGCACGAUGAGGAGCAACUGAAGUUCUCCCUGGCUGAGGCAGAGGAGGAGCUUCAGAAUGCUGCAGAGACCACUGCUGAGAUAGAAGCCGAGAAAUCUGAGUUGGCAGACCAAGUGGGGAUGCUGCAAGACACAGUGGAGGACUUGAGGAAACUUCUGUGUCAGGCUCACACUGAAUGCGAUGAGCUAAAAAACGAGAGUGCGCAAGAGCGAGAGUCUCACAGUAUUGUUCAGGGAGAGAAUGAUGAGCUAAAGAAGAAGUUAAAACUCUCUGAAGCUUUACUAAUCGAGUAUGAGCGAGAUCGAGAAGCUUGCAACCUUCUGAAGGUUGAGUAUGAGGAGAUGAAGAAGACUCUGACACACAAUCAAGAGUUAUUGAAUGUUUCACUGCUUAAGGCAGAUGAGAAGCUGCAGAAGGCUGCAGAGACCACUCCUCAAUCUGAGCUGUCAGACCAACUGGGGACAUUGGAGGACACAGUUCAGGACCUGAGGAAACAGCUGCGUCAGGCUCACACUGAGUGUGACGAGCUAAAACACGCGAGCGCAAAAGAGCGGGAGACUCACAGCAUCGUCCAGGCAGAGAAUGAUGAUCUGAAGGAGAAGUUAAAACUCUCCGAAGCUUUAAUAAUAGAGUAUGAGCGAGAUCAAGAGGCUUGCAACCUCCUGCAGGUUCAGUAUGGGAAGCUGAAGAAGACUCUAAGCCAUAAUGAGAAGUUACUGAAGGAGAGCGCACAAGAGCGAGAGGUUUACAGCAUCGUCCAAGCAGAGAAUGAUGAGCUGAAGGAGAAGUUAAAACUCUCUGAAGCUUUAUUAAUGGAGUAUAAGCAAGAGCGGGAGGCUUGCAACCUCCUUCCAUCAGAGAAUGAGGAGGUGAAGAAGACUCACAUUGAGGAGUUACUGAAGGUCUCACUGGUUGAGGCAGAGAAGGAGCUACAGAAUUCAGAGACCCCUGCUCAAAUGGAAGCUGAGAAAUCUGUGCUUCCAGACCAAGUGGGGACACUGCAGGAUGCAGUGCAGGACCUGAGGAAACAGCUUUGUCAAACUCAAACUGAAUUUGAAAAGCUUAAAAAUGAGAGCACACAAGAGCGAAAAGUUCACAGCAUUGUCCAAACCGAGAAUAAUGAGCUAAAGGAGAAGUUAAAAUUCUCUGAAGCUUUACUAAUGGAGUAUGAGCGAGAUCAAGAGGCUUGCAACAUCCUGCAGGUUGAGUAUAAGGAGAUGAAAGCAAAUCUGAUCCAGAGUGAGGAGUCCCUAAAGGUCUCCCUGGCUGAGGCAGAGGAGGAGCUUCAGAAGGCUACAGAGACCACUGCUCAGGUGGAAGCUGAGAAAUCUGAGUUGGCAGACCAAGUGAGGACUCUGCAGGACACAGUGCAGGACCUGAGGAAACUGUUGAUUCAGGCUAAUGAGAGCGCACAAGAGCGAGAGACUCACAGCAUUGUUCAGGCAGAGAAGUUAAAACUCUCUGAAGCUUUACUAAUGGAGUAUGAGAGAGACCGAGAGGCUUCCAACAUCCUGCAGGUUGAGUAUGAGGAGAUGAAGAAGACUCUGAUGCACAAUGAGGAGCAACUCAAGGUCUCCCUGGCUGAGGCAGAUGCGGAGCUUCAGAGGGCUACAGAGACCACUGCUCAGAUGAAAGCUGAGAAAUCUGAGCUCUCGGACCAAGUGGGGACACUGCAGGACACAGUGCAGGACCUGAAGAACCUGCUGUGUCAGACUCAAAUUGAAUGCGACGAGCUUAAAAAAAGCGCACAAGAGCGAGAGGCUCACAGCAUCGUCCAGGCAGAGAAUGAUGAGCUGAAGGAGAAGUUAAAACUCUCUGAAGCUUUACUAAUAGAGUAUGAGCGAGAUCGAGAGGCUUGGAACCUCCUGCAGGUUGAGUAUAAGGAGAUGAAGGCGACUCUGACGCAAAAUGAGGAGCAACUCAAGGUAAACUCUCAUCAUAUAAAACCUAAACACUAUCCCAAUAAGCCUUUAUUGUUGUACCUUCAGGUCUCACUGGCUAAGGCAGAGGAAAAGCACCGGAAGGCUAUGGAGACCAUUGCCCAGCUGAAAGCCCAGAAAUCUGACCUGGGAGACGAGGUGUGUACAUUACAAGAAACAGUAGAGAACAUGGGAACCUUGCUUUGUGAAUCUCAAAAAGACUGUGACAGGCUAACAGAUGAGUAUGAGCGAGAGCUAGAAGCUCGCAACCUCCUGCAGUUUGAGCAUGAAGAGGUAAAGGUAGCCAUGACGUACAGUGAGGAGGUACUGAAGGGCUCUCUGGCUGAGGCAGAGGCAAAAUAUCAUAAGGCUACGGAGACCAUUGCCCAACUGGAGGCUCAGAAAUCUGACCUGAGAGAUGAGGUGAAUACACUACAAGAAGCAUUGCAGAACAUGGGAACCUUGCUUCGUGAAGCAGACUGUGAUGAGCUAAGAGAUGAGAGUCAGGUCUCUAGGGCAGAACCUGAGAGGAACCACCAGAACAUUGAUGAGACCCUUGCUCGACUGGCUGCUGAGAAGUCUGACCUGGCAGACAAAAUAAAGAGACUACAAGACACAGUACAGAAACUGGGGAACCUGCUCUAUGAAGCUCACAGGGACCUUGAUGAGCAAGCAAAUAAAUAUGAGCAAGUGCAGGAGGCUCACAACAUCCUCCAGUCAAACUACAAUGAGCUGAAGGAGUCUCUGAAACACAAAGAGGAGUUACUGAAGAAACAUGGCGUAACUUUUGGAUCGAAGAAGACAACAGAUGUUCAAACAGGGGGCAGUGUGGACAUGAAUGGAUUUUCACUGGAAUCUAUGAUGAAUAUGCAGUAUAAGGAGUGAAAAUCCAAAGGACAAUGAUACUCUUUUCUUAUCUGACGAGCAGACCUGGUCUCAGUCACAUAUUUGUCUCCAUGGCAGAACUUGAGAAGGAUCACCAAAACACUGAUGAGACCAUUGCUUGACUGGCGUCUGAGAAGUCUGACUUGGAAGACCAAGUAAAGAGACUACAAGACACAGUGAAGAACCUAGAAGGAACUGUUUAUGAAGAUGAGAUGGGGUCAGUCAGACAGGUCCCACCACUGUGCCUGAGAAAGGAGAUGCUGUACUUGGGAAGGGAAGUGCUGUGCUUGGGACUGGAGGUGACAUGCUUUGGAUCAAUGGUGCAGUGCUUGGGACUGGAACUGCUGUAAUUUUAUAGUCAAGCCUUUUGGGUCUGUGAUGAAUUCAAUUCCCUUCCUUCACAAAUGGCAUCCUGUAAUCCAUUUUAUUUGUUCUGAAUUUCAUACCAUCUUUGGUAAUUAAAUGUGUAUGUUUGCCUUGUUAGGGGGAAAUCAUGAAAGGCUGCAGAAAAUGUCUGUUUAACUUUCCUCCUUUCUUCUGCUGACCUUUGAUGUUUAGAAUCAUUUGCCUAAGAUCAGAAGUGUGAGCUACUGUACAGGCCUGGAAAUGUGUUUGUUUAAAUAAUUAUUUAUUUAUUUAUCUUUAACGUUGUCCCUUAAGCCAUACAUAUUUUUCAUCACUGCCUUAAAUACAUAAAAAUAUAUAUUUUUUAUAAAAAAAAUUAUAUGAAAAUGUUUUUAAACAAUUCACAAAAAUGGUUUCAACAAUAUCAAGAAAAACAUUUAUCUCAGUAAAUAAACUGACACCAAAAAAAAUCAGGUUCUUCUUGGUGGUUUGUCCUUGUACAGUUUUCCAAGGGUUUACAUGUUUUUGUAAGUGUGGUUUUUUUUAUGGGACUUUCCACUUUCAGCAACACAAUGUUUGUUUUUUUUUCAGAAUACUGUACUGUUUAAUCUGCAGAAUAACAAUUUAUUUGAUGAUUUCACACCUGUUUGUUAUAGGAACUAGGACUGUUAUAAAUAUUUUAACGUAAUGGUAUUUCAGUUAAACUUUACUGUAAAACAGUAAAAACCUGGCAAAUGAUAUCUGGCAUCUUCUCUCUGCUACUCGCCCACCUACUUUACUAAAAUGAAAUUCUGUCAGCUUCUUCAGCACCUUUGGCAAUCUUUACUUUAAGCUGUUUUCAGUGCUCUUAUGGUGAACUCCAUUUAAAUACAAAUAGUAAUAAUUAAAUAUGUAUAUAAAUAAAUAAAUAAAUAAAGGUGGCAUGGUGGUGAAGUGGUUAGCACUGUCGCCUUG